CACCAACUACAAGGUUCUCAGGGUCUUACCGCUGGAAUCUUAUAAAAUAUCAUCUACAGGGAUGGAAGCACGCCGAAAACGGCAAAAAGUUAGCUCGGCCUGCCAGAGAUGCAGGCAGCGUAAACUUGGGGUAAGGAAUCUCAUUGCGAUCGUCAACGACCGUGUCAGCUAUGUAUCCGAGCAGGCGCCGAAUGCAUUCCACGGCAUGAGUCCGGCUCCGAGCCUGGAUCUGUAACGUCAGGCGAGCCUGUGCCAAUCGGCUCCGAUUUGUCCAAUGGGCCCAGCUCGGCAGAACUACCAGAAUCGAGCAUUGCUGAUCUCAGCUCCCUAAUCAUCGCAGCGAUGAAUCAAGGAGCGGCGCAUGACACAUCUGCCUUGCCUGGGGGGCAUAAAGUUAUUGACGCCGGAGCAGAACGGAGAUCGUGGCGCCAGAUUAUAGGGUUUGAGAUGCCCAAUAAUUCAAGGUUACAUGAGCUAGUGGACAAGUUCUUCGUUUCGGUUGACUGGUUCAUGAUGGUUUUCCAUGAGCCUCUAUUCCGUCAGCGAUAUCAGGCCCUGUUAGAAUCCGACCAAGUAGCAUACCACGAAGAGAAUUUUCUCUGGUUAUUUGCCGUGGUUGUUGCACUAGGAGCAAAAUAUGAGGCGAGGGCCACUACAGUGUCUGUCCAGCGUGUUGCGCUCGAGAAAUUAUCUCUCGACCUGCUAGCACAAGUCGAGGCUCGCUUUUUGAAUCUUAUUGGAUGUGCUACGCUGGAAGCGGUCCAAAUAUGUAUCCUUGUGGGAAGUUGCCUCCUGUUUAGUGGCCGACCAAAUGUUGGACUGGGCAUCUCCGCUGCAGGAGUCAAGAUUGCCCAGGUGAUUAAUCUGCAUCGUGAGAAGCGGUGGACCGACUCAUCAGCGGCUGUUCUGGAGACAAAGAGGAGAACAUGGUGGGCGUUGGAGGUCUACGAUAAAUAUGCCGCAGUUGCAUUUGGACGGCCCUGCACAAUUGACGAUGCCGACUGCAGCAUCAAUAUGAUUUCGGAUGUCUUGGGAGAAGCGCCCAAUCCACUUCUUAUUUGUCAUCAACACAAAUUCCAACUGUAUCGGAUCAUGGGUCGAUUUAUCGGACGUCGAAGGCUCCCGAAUGACCUUCGCAAUGCAAGGGCGAUCCAAGAAGAGCUUACUCAAUGGCGAGAUCAACUGCCUAGCGAGCUACAGAUGGACACAUAUCUCAAUGCAUCGGAUGAAGAGCCGACAUGUAUACAAAUGCAGGUACUCUCUCUACAGCUGACCUACGAUAACUUACAGAUUAUACUACACAGAUCUGUUACUGUAGGCGAGGGGACCAAGGUACGAGCUACGCCAGAUGGCCUUUACUCGCUCGAACAGCUCCUCGAGGCUGGCAUGCGAACAGCCUCACUUCACAGAUUCCCUCGUAUUUUGCAGGCUUCCAGAAAGACGCACGCCGACAUGCAUGUCGGCAUCACGCUGUUUACAGCCGGUGUUGUGCUGUGUGUGAUUUGCCUGGCGCAGCCGCUCUCUCCAGCAAGCGAACGAGCAAAGCAGGGUAUUAUGCAGAUUAUCAGGAUGUGCAAAGAUAAUGCAGACAAUCAUAGUGCUGCUUCCAAACAGAGUGUUGCUAUUCUGGAACGCCUUGUUGCGGUAGUCUUGCAGAGGGAGAACCAAGUUAUCACAGGCCAAGAUGCUGCAGCAAUCACAGACCCAGCAAAUACAUUAACGACUGCACCAGAAACAUACCAACUGGUGGCACAGAAUAGUGAGGCGGCUACUAGCCAAGUUGUCGAACUACGCCGCUCCCAGAGGCAACCACACACAAACGAACAAAGUGAAAGUAUAUCGGGAACAGCUACAGAGCAAACCGGCCUACCAUCUGCUGGUUUGGAUUGGAUGACAGAUCCGCUACUCAUGACGGAUUUUGAAUUCAGCGAGGCUAGUCAGUUAUUCUUGUGGACAAACGAUGCCGACUUGGACGGUUAA
This is a messenger RNA of [Torrubiella] hemipterigena, 1980 nucleotides long. Lineage: Eukaryota; Fungi; Ascomycota; Sordariomycetes; Hypocreales; Clavicipitaceae. The record is from the annotation of a GenBank genome assembly.